Molecule: messenger RNA, 952 nt
Organism: Paramecium octaurelia
Lineage: Eukaryota; Ciliophora; Oligohymenophorea; Peniculida; Parameciidae
Source: the annotation of a GenBank genome assembly
AUUUAAUUAAAUGAUUAAUAGCAAAUAACAAAAAGACAGAUACUCUAAUACCACAUCCUCUAUGUAAAAUUAUUGUAUUUACAGAUAGGUAUAUUAAAUCAACCAUUUCCAAUCCUAAUGUUAAAUCAAUCAUACAGGCUGUUUCCACUAUCCUUCAUUCUUAAAUGUAGGAGGACUAGGAGCAAGGAAAAUAGAUUCCAAAGACUUCAGAAUUGUAUUUCUUUAGUGAAGAAAAGUAUAUCGAGGAGAAGCCUGAAGAAUUCGACGAGCAAAGAAAGGUUAUCCAUUAUUUUAAACAUUUUAGUUAUUAUUAAGAGAACCUCCAAGUGUUGACAAUAUCUAUGAAUUCAUGAAAGCUCUCUAUGAUUGCGCAUAGUAAUCAUAAUUUAGUAUUCUGUAGAUUCAGUCCAGAAUGCUGUAUCAUCUGUUUAGUUUACAUAAAUCGACUGAUCGCAUUUACAGGAUUGACCUUAAACCCAACAAAUUGGAGGCCUUUACUUUUAAGUUCAUUGUUGGUAGCCCAAAAAGUGUGGGAUGAUAAAUAUUUAUCCAAUGCUGAUUUUGCAUUCAUCUACCCCUUCUUCACUACAUAAGUAAGUUUACAAUAUGAGCAAUAGGAAAUCAAUAAAUUAGAAGCUAAGUUCUUAGAAUUGCUUUAGUAUAAUGUCACUGUAAAAGGUGAUUUGUAUGCAAAAUACUAUUUUGAAUUGAGAGCUCUAUUCAAAGGGGAUUAAGAAUUUCCAUUAUAUCCAUUGGAUGUGACUCAAGUAAUUUCACUUUUCUAAUGAAUAGUCAGCAAGUUUGGAAGCUAGAUCAGCAGACGUCUAAAAAUAAGAGCAAGAAAAAGCAGAGAAACUAUCCUUAACUUAUAACGAUAGACAAACAAGAAAACCAGCUGCCAUUAUCAAUUGAUAAAAUUAUUUCACAUAUGCAUAUUAAAAUAAACUUAGAC